CCAGCACGUGCCCGGAAGUGGCGGCUGAACGCGCGGAAGACCGAAAGUCCAAAAGGAGGGUGAGGGAGAGACCCAGGCCCAAGUCAGUGGUUAUCUUCCAUGGCUGGUAUGCAUUCCCUCCUCACCUCAGACUCUUUCCUUCACGACCCAGCCCUAGCCCUGCUUUCUGCAUGAAGUGUUUCCUGAUCCCACCUGCCAAAUCCCAGAACCAGAGCCAUCAUUUAUAACAAUUAAAAAGAGGAAAGAAAAUUGUACCAAAACUAAACCAAUACAUCAAGAAAGUGGAACAUUACUUACAGAUCCCCUAGGGGCACCAUUAUGAUUUGUUCCAUCUCUUGAGAACAUGGAGGAGGUCCCUGAGGACUCUGGCAAUGGGAUGGUUUUACCUUCUCAAGAGGACUCCAGUUCAUCACAGCAAUCACUUUUCAAGCCCAGCAAGAGGUCAAGGCCCUCAGUUCCAGUUGGGUCCCCCCAGAAGAAAAAGAAGAGAAAAAGUUCAUGGAGACGGCCAUCUGCAAGAGUUGGUUAUCACAUUCAUGAAGCUGAAGAUAUGCUGCUGAUUGUACCCAAUCUGGAAGAGUCAGCACCACGGGCCCACAGGAAAAAGGCCUGCCGUCUCAGGAAGUUGGCUCGAUCAAAGGUCUGCCAGCCAAAGUGUCGCCAGCCACGUCGAGUGGAGACUCCCAACAGUGAAGAUCUCAGCCUAGGGCAGGGGAGGCAGUCUCCUUCUCAGGACAGCACUACUUCAGGGCCAGGCUGGGGAGAUCACAUUCCUCUGGAGAUCUUGGUUCGAAUAUUCCAAGUGUUAGUAGCAUCUGAUGGGGCAGUGCCCUUCCUUUGCAGGGCUGCCCGUGUGUGCCGCCUGUGGUAUGAUGCUGCUUCCCACUCUGUGCUGUGGCAGAAGGUGUCUCUGGCCCCACCUUGGCCUCCUCGCUCAAAGGGUCCUCCUUCAAAGGUGGAAAAGAGAAUUCUCAGUUCUCUAGAGUGGCUGGUGCCCAACAGGUUUUCAUUACUCCGGGAGCUCUCUCUAUCCCACUGGAAAAACUAUGUACCUCUGAUGCUGAAGGCUGUCAGUGAGUCUUGUCCCCAUCUCACAUCUCUCAAGCUUUCCCACUGUCAGUCUGUAACAGCAGAGGCCUUGGUUACCCUGCCCAGGGCCUGCCCCCAGCUGGAUAGCCUCAACCUGCAGAACUCCCAGGUCGAGGCAGCAGCAGUACUUGGCUUUCUGGAGGCAGCGGGCAAACAACUCCGGCGGUUGUGGCUAACUUACAGUAGCCAAAUGACCUCCAUCAUCUCCUUGCUGUCGAAUGGUUGCUGCCCACAACUCCAGCUCCUUGAGGUGGACACAGGGAUAAAGCCCAAUAAUCAACACUUUCAGCUGCACAUUGAAGCUCUGCAGGCUGGCUGUCCCCAGCUCCAGGUCCUGCGGUUGCUGAACCUGGUCUGGUCCCCCAAAAUGGGAGGACGUGGAGUAGCCAUGGGUCCUGGAUUCCCAGACCUGGAGGAGCUCUGCCUGGCCACGUCCACCAUCACCUAUGUGAGUGACGAGGUCCUGUACCGCCUACUGCACAGAUCUCCUCGCCUGCGGGUGCUGGACCUCCGAGGCUGUGCCCGCCUCACACCUGCAGGCCUGUCCAGCUUGCCUUGCCUUGACCUAGAACAACUACACUUGGGUCUGUAUGGUUCAGUCAUUUGGGUGGCUCUGCCCAAGGAGGGAAGCCCCUUGAUCACGUGGAAGUGGCAUCGCACUCUCCAGGAGCUAGACCUGAAUGGCCAGUGCUACCACGAAGAGGACUUGAGGCGGGCCCUGGCAGCAUUUUCAAGCACUGGCAAUGGCUACAGCCCCAUCCUUCGCUCUCUCAGCCUCAAGGGCACCCAGGUUACUGUGGCAACUAUCAGCUCUGUGAUCAGCAGCUGCCCAGAUCUCAGCUACCUCAACCUGUCCUCAUGCCGAUACCUUCCUCGGGGCCUGAAAAAGGCCUACCGAGGACAGGCAGAGAUCCAGUGGUGCUUGGACCAGCUCCUUACCACCACCUAAGACCAGACUCAGCAGUUCCGCUGUCUCACUCACUACUCCUGCAUCCCUUCCUGGACGUUCUUCCUGUCUCUUCCCCUCCUCCCAUUUUAAAAAAUAUUAAAGAUUUUGUAAAAUUAAA
Dromiciops gliroides (monito del monte) is the source of this 2156-nucleotide messenger RNA. It is a transcript of the gene FBXL6, whose product is annotated as F-box and leucine rich repeat protein 6. The transcript is spliced from 12 exons. Gene Ontology annotation, biological process: SCF-dependent proteasomal ubiquitin-dependent protein catabolic process. The record is from RefSeq and is a predicted model, not a curated record. Gene Ontology annotation, cellular component: SCF ubiquitin ligase complex. Lineage: Eukaryota; Metazoa; Chordata; Mammalia; Microbiotheria; Microbiotheriidae. Gene Ontology annotation, molecular function: protein binding. Bases 344 to 2038 code for a protein of 564 amino acids.